Messenger RNA from Fonsecaea nubica, 774 nucleotides. RefSeq lists its product as hypothetical. Gene Ontology annotation, biological process: mycotoxin biosynthetic process. The coding region runs from base 1 to 774 and encodes 257 amino acids. The transcript has 4 exons. The record is from RefSeq and is a predicted model, not a curated record. NCBI's taxonomy places the organism in Eukaryota, Fungi, Ascomycota, Eurotiomycetes, Chaetothyriales, Herpotrichiellaceae.
AUGGAUUGCAAAUACCAGGCAUUGACUCCGGUCAUGGAAAAGGCCCGCGGCGAGUCUUUCGAUUCCUGCUCGACGCUGGGUGACUUGGAGGAUCUACAAAUUCCAUUAUCUUCAGGAUCGGGUGUUUGCCGUGUUCAGAGGCUGAGCAAAGCACGCCAGUUCGUCGCCUCGAAUUGGCUAUGGAUGGUCCAUGCGAUCCUUCUUCUCACGUCGUGCACUUUAUUCGCGCUUUCCAUCACAAUUCGAUCAUCAACGUUAAAACAUGUGCGAGAGUUUUCUGCUUGGUCCCCUGCGGACACAGCAGUUGAGUUCAAGCCGAUCAAGUAUAAUAUCACGACAAGUGGAAAUAGAUUCGUCGGCGCCGGGCCUGAGGUGGAUGAAGCCUGGCGGGAAAUAUCCUACGACGUUGGAGACCAAUGGAUCUCAAAGUCCGACAUCAAGCACCUCGGGAUGCCUGAGUCGUCACUGGAAGUUAACCACCCAGAGACGGGCGAGCAAGGUUAUCGAGUUGGCAUGGAAGUAUUUCAUCAGCUCCAUUGCAUCAACCUACUCCGUCGAGUGACAUACAAGGAGUAUUACGAGCCGCUAGGUGGGGAAUUUGGAAAGGGGCCUGAGGAGUUGCAAAGACAUACCGGGCUCUUUACGUUCUACAUGAUUGAAGGCGAUCCGUUGGCCUGGCCAGAGCUCAACUCGAAGCACGUCUGCCGGAAUUUUGACAAGGUCCGCCAGUGGGCGGUCGACCAUUCAGUCGGCAAUAUGGAGGUUCUUGCGUGA